AUUUUAUACACCUUGACUAUACCAUACAAUCUCUCUCUCAGUUUUUAAUGCUUAAAGAAAAAGAGUGACAAGAGAAUGAAUGGGGCAAAUCAGACUAUUGUACUUGAAUUCAUUUUGUUAGGGCUUUCUAAGCAUCCCAACGCAGAGAUUGUACUUUUUGUGUUGUGCUUGGGGAUAUAUUUGAUCAUCUUACUAGGGAACUCCUCCCUCAUUGUGUUGAGUAUUCUGGAUUCCAACCUUCACACCCCCAUGUAUUUCUUCCUUAGCAACCUCUCCUUCAUGGACAUCUUUGGUACAUCCUCUUUUGUACCUUUAAUGUUGGUCAAUUUCCUAUCAGUUAGGAAGACAAUAUCUUUCCCAGGAUGUGCAUUACAAAUGUAUCUCACUCACGCUUUGGGAACAACGGAAUGUGUGCUGCUGGCCAUGAUGGCUUAUGACCGAUAUGUGGCCAUCUGCAAUCCCCUGAGAUAUACAAUCAUCAUGAAUACAAGAGUCUGUGUUCAGCUGGCAGCCGUGAGUUGGAUAGUUGGUACCAUAAAUUCAUUAUUGCAAACAAUUCUUGCAUUGAGGCUUUCCUUCUGUGGAAAUAACAUCAUUGAUCAUUUCUUUUGUGAAAUCCUGGCUGUCCUGAAACUGGCCUGUGUGGACAUUUCCCUCAAUGCUUUUGUUAUGUUGGUAGCACUUGUGCUGGUCAUAUUGCCUCAGGUGCUGCUCAUUUUAAUCUCCUAUGUGUUCAUCCUUGCUACCAUUCUGAGACUCAACUCAACUAAGGGAAGGAAGAAAGCUUUCUCCACCUGUUCAGCACAUCUGACUGUGGUCAUUAUAUUCUUUGGGACUAUAAUCUUUAUGUACUCAAAACCCAAAGCAAAGGACCCAGAUUCAGAUAAAUUGAUUGCCUUAUUCUACGGUGUAGUAACCUCCAUGCUGAAUCCCAUUAUCUAUAGUUUAAGGAACAAAGAAGUGAAGGCAGCAGUGAAAAAGGUAAUUAUUCCAUCACCAACAUAUACCACAAUUUAUUCAGUCAUUCUCCAAUCGAUGGGCACCCCCUUAUUUUCCAAUUUUUUGACACCACAAAGAAUGCAGCUAUAAAUAUUUUUGUACAAACUCAGUAGUGGUAUGGCUGGAUCAAAGGACAGACAUUCAUUUAAUGCCCUUUGGGCAUAAUUCCAAAUUGCCAUCCAGAAGGGUUAGAACAAUUCACAACUCCAACAGCAGUGUUAGUGUACCAAUUAAAUCCUAGUUAUUAAUAACAAUGGAACCUAAAUUCAAAAUGUUUUCACUUAGUAGAGACACAACACCUACGGAAAGGUAAUAGUUUAUUUAGAUGUUCCCAAUUUAAUUUUAGGCUUCUAUUAAUGCCCUAAUGCUAUUGAACAUAGUACCUAAGCCAUGUUAAGACACAGAAAAAGGUACUAUAUAUUAAUUCAUUCAUUUAUUGAUUCAUCAGGACUUUAGUGUUGAGACAGACUUUGACUUACUUUAAAAGGUUUCAUGACAUGGGGAUCCCU
Messenger RNA from Monodelphis domestica (gray short-tailed opossum), 1508 nucleotides. The record is from RefSeq and is a predicted model, not a curated record. Lineage: Eukaryota; Metazoa; Chordata; Mammalia; Didelphimorphia; Didelphidae.